AUGUCAGGGGCACAGGGAGCACAGCCGCCGGGCAGUACAACAGCAACAACAUACGAGUCAGUGCCAGGAGGAGAGAAUAAGACCAAGGUUAAGGUAGACUCAAAGGAGGAUCAGGGCAUGAUUCAGAUCGACAAAAUCCAGGACAAGGUUCCUGAUGCUGCUGGGAAAGGAGGCCCUGUCUUUGGCGCUGGCAAAGAUGAGAACAAGAAAGACUUGGGAGUUACCGGCACUGGCUAA
This is a messenger RNA of Dovyalis caffra, 237 nucleotides long. The record is from the annotation of a GenBank genome assembly. NCBI's taxonomy places the organism in Eukaryota, Viridiplantae, Streptophyta, Magnoliopsida, Malpighiales, Salicaceae.